AUGGGCAAGAAGAACAAGAAGUCCGCCGAGCACAAGGAGCGUGUAGCAGCGAAACAGAAUAAGAAGGCUGCUCAAAAGGAGAAGAAGGGCAAGGGCAAGGGCAAGGACGCCGACAGUGAUGUCGAGGAUGCUGAUUUGGACGCCAUCCUUGCGCAGUAUGCUGAGGAACAAGCGAAGUUCAUGAAGGUCACUGAGGUAGUGGGAGGGCCGCCGACACCACGGUCGUCUGCAACUGUUCUGGCUUCUCCUUCCAAUCGCAACGAAUUGUUGGUAUUUGGUGGAGAAUACUUUGAUGGAAAUCUUGCUACCUUUUUCAACAACCUCUUCGUUUACAAUAUCGAUCGUGCGGAGUGGAAAGAAGUCACCAGUCCUAAUAGUCCGCUCCCUCGCAGUGGACAUGCUUGGUGCCGUGGUGGCAAUACGGGAGGUGUCUAUCUGUUCGGUGGAGAGUUCUCUUCGCCCAAGCAGGGUACCUUCUAUCACUACAACGACUUCUGGCACCUUGAUCCCUCUACAAGGGAAUGGACCCGUCUGGACUCGAAGGGCAAGGGUCCUCCAGCCAGAAGUGGUCACAGAAUGACUUACUACAAGAACUACAUUAUCCUCUUUGGAGGUUUCCAGGACACCUCCCAACAAACCAAGUAUCUCCAAGACUUGUGGAUCUACGACUGUUCCAAGUACACAUGGUUCAACCCCACGCUUUCAACCGCAUCCCAGAAGCCCGAUCCUCGGUCUUCUUUCUCCUUCUUGCCGCACGAAAGCGGUGCCG
Aspergillus niger is the source of this 769-nucleotide messenger RNA. RefSeq lists its product as uncharacterized. The annotation marks the transcript as partial. The transcript is spliced from 3 exons. NCBI's taxonomy places the organism in Eukaryota, Fungi, Ascomycota, Eurotiomycetes, Eurotiales, Aspergillaceae. The record is from RefSeq and is a predicted model, not a curated record. Gene Ontology annotation, molecular function: protein binding.